GGUGUGCGAAUGAUGAUGAAUUUGUUCAUCAUUCACCGUCCGUAGAAGUUCACGUGAGCGUACAUUGGUGAAGCCGUUCUCACAAGCAUGACUGUAUGGUGAAGAGAGUAAAGGCAAGAGGCGAACGAUCGUUGCCUCGCACGCUGUGUAUCGUUUCCUUUCGGCUGUAUAAACUUGUAGCUGUUUUUUUUUUUUCAAAUUGGUCAUAAUGCGGGUGGCGACAAGGCGGAUGGUCUUUUCGAGUACAAAAGCCAUUCCUCUUGCUUGACCGUUAGUCUCAAGAUCAGCUUUUACAUUUACCUCAGAACCUGCCUGCUACUUGGGUGAUUGAUCUUGAGACUGGACGACCUCCGUGAGAUUUAUAGCUAAAGCGUCUGAUGCGAUUGUAAUUGACGCGUAUCAACAAACUAGAAGCAGGGGGGUUUGUGUCCGUAAGCCAAAAUCAGGUAUCGUCGUUAUUUCAUUGUCUGGGGAUUAGUGAAUCAGUUAGCUUGUAAAAUGGCGCCCGUUGCUACAGAAGCUCCCAAUGUAGAGACGUAUGGCGAGCUAUUAAAGAAACUCAAAGAAGCAGCUAGUGAUCAAGUAGACUUAAACAAAAAGAUUGAACCUGUGCCGGAUUUCGUAAAGGCACAGCACGUCAACUAUAUAAUGGGCUACGUGUUUUUAGUGUUUGUGCUCCAGACGGGUUCUGUUUGCGGGACACUGCUGAUUAUUGAGGGAAGCACCAACGCUGAAGAUCAAUUCACUCUGUCCGCACAGUAUCUUCUGCCGUCCACGAUAUAUUUCGUAAUGACCUCGGUCCUAACUGUCUCAACUACCUUUUAUCACGAUCACUUUCCACUCAACGUAGUCAUUCUCGUUGUGAACCUCACAGGCCUGGCGGUCAUUUUUGUGUUCCAGGUCCUAAGCUUCGGACUGGAACAGUCGAAGCUUAGCGAUAUCCCAGCGUUACGUUUUGCGUUCUUCUGCUGUAUGUGCAUUUCGGGUGCUUCAUUUGUAAUACCAUGGAUUUCAUUGUCGCCAGUUUUGGUCCGUUCGGUGCGGCCAUUGAUUGCGUUCUCAACCAUGAUAAUAACUCUGUUAUGGUGUCGGCUCUACCAGGAGUUUCGAUACUUGCCUCUGCUUAUACUAUUCUUUGGGCUGAUCUAUGUUCUCUUGCGUUCGGAGGUCCUCGCAGGCGAGAAGCUAGUAGAUCGCCGCGGAAAAAUUUACGGCAACGACGAAUCCGGUUUGUAUAGUGCCCUUGUGGAUGCAAUUCACGUUACACUUCAGAUACUAGCCGGCCCGUUAGCAGUCUGCACCGGCCUUCUGGCGAUGUCAAUAACCAUCUUACGGCCUCAACGCCCAUGGCCUUAGCGUCGCUCUUUCUGAAACGGCUAUUGCUGUAGACAUCAAAAAUACACAUAAAAACGAGCAUGGAAUCCGACUUCUGUAAAAACUAUACAUACUUAUUAGGCCACCACACGUACAACGUAUGCGUGUCGUCAAAUGAAAUCAUGCGAAUGAUAAAAACCGGCAUAAUAACGAUAAAAAUGCCUUCUCCUGAUUAAGACUGCUUUCUGUUAAUUUCUCUACAACCGUCGAAAAUUACGCUGACUAGCAAAUCGAAGCGGUAAUGUAUUGUUAUAAUAUUCAAAUUGUUUCUAAAUUAAAUGAUCGUAUCUUCGUAAUUUACAGCUUUUGAAAAAAUCGAACAAAAACAAACUCUAUGUAUCAAGUGGAAAAAAAGUAUCGAUGUUAAUAUAUAUCGUAAAAUAAAAACAGCAUUAUGUUCUUAUAUAUUGUACCUCGCUUCUAUCAAAAAUAGCAUAUCGUGACUUUUCGAAGCACUUCAGUAUACUGUUUCUGUCGCAUGUUAGACUAAUAUAGACGGUCUUCUAUUCCACAUUGUUACGCCGGCCGUCUAGCAUAUAAUCAACGUAUCCUAGUCAGACUCAAUAUGCAUAUACUAUGAACUAUUUUAUACACACAAUUUAUUAGACUUUAUAAGACAAGUAUGAAAAGAGUUCGCAAGCAACGUAGACAGAAAAUGUUAUCCAAAAUAAACAGUAUUCCACUCUGAUAGAAUAAUCAAUAGGCCAGGGCAAGUACUUGUAUUGUCUUUACCCACUAGAAGAGCCUUGGAUUUAUCAGAUUGGAAAUAUCAGGAAGAAAAACUACCUGAUACAAGCUCGCUACUGAAUAUACGCGCUAACGUGCUGGACAUGCAAGUAACACUGUUGCUAACAACAGAGAUUUCAAUUGGAGCUAUUUUAGAGUUAGAAACAUUUCAUAACCCGGUUUGUUUGGCAAGCACAUUAUAAAAAAAAAAAUUAAAAAAAAACAUACAAAGAUUAGUAGCAAGUGGUGUGUCGUAUGGGCCGUACUUACUUGAACCCUAUCAACGCGGUGCUUGUUCCGUCAUCAUUCAAGCAUAUUUAUUCGGACCUUGUGUUGAUUUACUAAUUAAAGUUUAUCCUCACGCUUUAAGCUAUGGUUUCUAAUGUUAUAACAGUACGUAAGUAACUAGAUAGUGCUCUGGGUUAUC
Varroa destructor (honeybee mite) is the source of this 2527-nucleotide messenger RNA. RefSeq lists its product as uncharacterized. Lineage: Eukaryota; Metazoa; Arthropoda; Arachnida; Mesostigmata; Varroidae. The record is from RefSeq and is a predicted model, not a curated record.